Stegostoma tigrinum is the source of this 10049-nucleotide messenger RNA. RefSeq names its product nuclear receptor subfamily 1, group H, member 3 (gene nr1h3). The transcript is spliced from 11 exons. Gene Ontology annotation, molecular function: RNA polymerase II cis-regulatory region sequence-specific DNA binding; nuclear receptor activity; zinc ion binding. Gene Ontology annotation, biological process: positive regulation of transcription by RNA polymerase II; lipid metabolic process; cell differentiation. Bases 441 to 1799 code for a protein of 452 amino acids. The record is from RefSeq and is a predicted model, not a curated record. NCBI's taxonomy places the organism in Eukaryota, Metazoa, Chordata, Chondrichthyes, Orectolobiformes, Stegostomatidae.
CUCCCUCCCCUCAUCUCCUACUCUCCAAUUCUCUCUUCCACUCUCCCUCUUUCAUCCACCUUCCGCCGCCCCCGCGUUCGUCUCUUACCUUCAUCCCUCAAAUCUAUCCGCUUCUCAGGACGCUCCUUCCUUCAAUCCCGCACACUCACCAGAUUGACAAAAUGCAGUCUCCUUCCCUCCGCCGCCCACAUCAAGCCGAGCGUCGCCAGGACGAGCAGCAGAGAUCGACAACGGAGACUCGGCGUCUCGGAGCCGGCAGCCAUGGAACACGAGUGUGGAGGAGGGGAGAACUGUGAAACCGCGAAGUGGAUUCAUAAACGGAAACAAGGGAAUACGGACCCGGUCCAAGCUCCCGCUCGUGCUGCUGCUGAAAACAGAAAUGGAGGGCUCCGACGCUCGAGGCAGUGGGCAUUCCGUUAUGACGAGGUGCUGUGACAACAAUGUCCACGGUAUCCAUCACUGAUAUUGAUUAUGGAGAAAACAGAGUGUUUCUGCAUAUAUCAAGGCCACUCUCCGUGUCAAACAGGGACCACCCUGACAGCAGCCUUCAGUUUGACAGAGAGCCUGCGGUGAAAGCAAGAGUUCAACUCAAUUCUGCUGGAUAUCAGGACAAAGCAAGUCACAACUACUGGACUGGCAAUGUGAAAAUAGAGUCUGCGCUCUUGCCUCAGGCUAACCACAGCCUAGGGGAGCAACAUCAAGCAAAACGUAAGAAGGGUCCAGCUCCGAAGAUGCUGGGGAAUGAAGUAUGUAGUGUGUGUGGAGACAAGGCUUCAGGCUUUCAUUACAACGUACUCAGCUGUGAGGGCUGCAAGGGUUUCUUCAGACGCAGCGUGAUCAAGAGUGCCCAAUAUUCCUGCAAGAACAACGGAGAGUGCCAGAUGGAUAUGUUCAUGCGCAGAAAGUGUCAACAGUGCCGACUACGCAAGUGUCGGCAGGCAGGGAUGUUGGAGCAAUGUGUCCUCUCAGAAGAACAGAUCCGCCUGAAGAAAAUGAAGAAGCUAGAGGAAGAGGUGACAAAAACUGUGAGGGUAACCUCAAGCCCGCUGUCCAGCUGGGGAAUACCAAGACUUGAUGUGGGCCAAAUUGAGAUGAUCCGAAAGCUGGUUACUGCUCAACAACAGUGUAACAAGCGUUCAUUCAGUGACCGACUGAAAGUGACACCAUGGCCGCAGAGUGUUGAUAUGCAUAAUCGAGAGAUGAGGCAGCAGAGAUUUGCACACUUCACUGAACUGGCAAUCAUCUCUGUUCAGGAAAUAGUUGACUUUGCAAAACAACUGCCAGGGUUCCUGGACCUCACCCGUGAAGAUCAGAUUGCUCUGCUGAAGACUUCUACCAUUGAGAUCAUGCUGUUGGAAACAUCACGCAGGUAUGAUCCAGAGAUCCAGGGCAUCACCUUUCUGAAAGAUUUCAGUUACAACAAAGAGGACUUUGCCAGAGCAGGACUACAGCUUGAGUUUAUCAAUCCUAUCUUUGAGUUUUCAAAAGGCAUGAAUGAUCUCCACUUGGAUGAUGCGGAAUACGCUCUCCUCAUCGCUAUCAGUCUCUUCUCAGCAGACCGUCCAAAUGUUGAAGACCAUGAGCUGGUGGAAAGGCUGCAACAGCCUUACGUUGAGGCUCUUCAUUCCUACACCCGCAUCAAGAGACCAACUGAUCAGCUGAUGUUCCCUCGCAUGCUGAUGAAGCUCGUUUCCCUGCGGACUCUGAGCAAUGUCCAUUCCGAACAAGUUUUUGCUUUACGACUUCAGGAUAAAAAAUUGCCGCCCCUCCUUUCAGAAAUCUGGGACAUGCAUGAAUGAGCCCGGAGUUUUCCAUGUGAAAUCCAGCUCACGAAAACAAAUUGGGAAAAACUUUACUGGUGGGAACGAGAACAGACAAGGAAGCUCGCUAUAUUCUUUCAACCGUAAUUAUCAAACAAUACCCCAUAUUUAGAGACAUUCUAAGGGGAUUUCCUGUGUUGCAUCUGGAAGGAUCCCAUUUUACGAUUGCUUUCUUGUUUUAACUGUUAACUAUAUGGUAGCUGACUAUCUCUGUCCAUGUUCACUACAGUUUUUAAGACACUUUGAAGAAAGUGACUGGCUGGAAUUUGUGACAGGAAUAGGGGAACCAGCUCUCCACGUUCCUGUCAAACAGCCACCGAAAGCCAGGCUCAGGGAACAAUAUUUUGUUUGUUAGUGAGCAGCAGCAGGACAGUGAGGGAACAGAGACUAGAGCGCGGGCCGGUGUUACCAAGAGAUAUACUGCCCACUAACCAAGGUCAGAAUGCCACCAUGCAGCUUUAUAUGAUGCCAUUGAUUUAUCAUAAUGCACUAAAACCAACCUGAAAGCUCACCCAGACUGGUUAUCUGUUUUACAGUGUCUUCGACUGAAACCUGUUUAAAAGUUUUCAUAGCCCAACCGGACCGUAGGGCUGUUGUCUCAUUAGAUAAAGAAAUGACUGGUGAUGGUUUAACCUGCGGGUCACCAUGUUGCAGGCCAAGGUUGAGAUGGAGAGUCUCUCAUAGAAACUUUAGCUGGUGGGGGAAUUGAAACCAUGUUGUUGGCAUCACUGUGCACUGCAAAUCAGCUGCCCACUACAGUGUCUCUGCCUGGUACCAUUUUAUACUGUUUCUGGCUUUUGAUUGAUAUGUUUCACAGUGUCCCUGUUUCUGACUGGUAUGUGUUUUACAGCGUCUCUGUCUCUAGCUGGUCUCUGUUGUGCAGAGUUUGUCUUUUGCUGGACCUGUUUUACAGUCUGAUUGGUAUCUGCUUUACAAUGUCUCUGUCUCUGACUCUCCGUUGGCUCAUGCGACGUGGGCAUUGCUGGCCGGGCCAGUAUUUAUUGACUGCCCCCAGUCGCCUUUGGAGGGUGUUGGUGAGCUGCCUUUUUGAACUGUUGUGAGUCUAGGUACACCACAUGGUCUGCAAAGUCCUCAAGGAAGUUCAGGACUUUGACACUGUGACAAUGAAGAAGCAGCGAUAUAUUUCCAAGCCAGGAUAUGGCGCAAACACAGCCAAAAUGGGACUAGUUACGAACUCUGUUCAGCAUGGAUGACUUGUGCAAAUGGGCUUGUUUCCAUGGUCUAUUACUCUGUAAGUGGGUUGCUUCAUCCUGGAUUUUUUGAAAAAAUGUCAUUUUUGUAGGGUUUGCAUGCUGCUGGCUGUCUAGCAUUUAUUGUCCCAUCCCUAGUUUAUAGAAUCCCUACAGUGCGGAAACAGGUCCUUUGGCCCAACAAGUCCAUACUGACCCUCAGAGCAUCCCAUCCAGACCCAUCCCUCUACAACUCACCUAAUCUACACAUCCCUGAUAACUAUUGGCAAUUUAGCAUGCCCAAUCCACCUCGUCUGGGAGGAAACAGGAGCACAUGGAGGAAACCCACACAGACACAAGAAUAAUGUGCAAACUCCACACAAUCACCUGAGGGUGAAAUCAGACCCGCAUCCCCGGUGCUGUGAGCCGCUGUGCUGCCCUCUUGAGAAGGUGGUGGUGGUGAGCUGCCUUCUAAAACCACUGCAAUCCACCUGCUGUUGACUGACCCACAAUGCCAUCAGCAAAGGAAUUCCAAGAUUUUGAACGAGCAACAGUGAAGGAAUGACAUAUAUUUAAAGUCAGGAUUGUGAGCGGCUUGCAGGGAAACUUGCAGGAGGUGAUGUUCCCAGAUAUCUGCUGCCCUUGUCCUUCUAGAUGGAAGUGGUCGUGGGUUUGGAAGGUGCUGUCUGAGGAUCUUUGGUAAAUUUCUGCAGUGCAUCUUGUAGAUGGUGCACACUGCUGCUAUUGAGCAUUGAUGGUGAAUGUGGAUGCUUGUGGAUGUAAUGCCAAUUAAGAUUGCUGCCUUGUCCUGGAUGGUGUAAAGCUUCUUGAAUGUUGCUGGAAAUGCACCCAUCAAGGCAAAGGGGGAGUAUGCCAUCGCACUUCUGACUUGUGCCUUGUAGAUGCUGGACAGACUUUGGGGAGACAGGAGGUCAAUUACUUGCCUGCAGUACUCCUAACCUCUGACCUGCUCUUGUCACUACUGUGUUUAUGUGGUAAGUCCAGUUGCGUUUCUGACCAAUGGCAAUCCCCAGGGUGUUUAUAUUGGGCUAUUCAUUGAUUGUAACACCAUUGAAUGCCAAGGGGUGGUGGUUAGAUUGUCUCUUAUUGCUGAUGGCCAUAGCUUGGCAUUUGUGUGGCUUAAAUGUCACAUGCCACUUGUCAGCACAAGCCUGGAUAUUGCCCAGAUCUUGUUGCAUUUGGACAUGGACUCUUUCAGUAUCUGAGGAGUCACAAAUAGAGCUGAACAUUGUGCAACCAUUGACAAAUAUCCCCACUUCUGACCUUCUGAUUGAGGGAACUUCAUUGUUGAAGCAACUGAAGAUGGUUGAGCCUAGGAGACUACCCCGACAAACACAUGCAGACAUGUCCUAGGGUUGAAAUGAUUGACCUCCAACAAAAACAACCAUUUUCCUAUGUGUCAUGCAUGACCCUGACAAGUGGAGAGUUUGCACCCAAUAGCCAUUGAUUCCAGUUCUGCUAGGGCUCCUUGAUGCCAAACUUGGUCGAAUGCAGCCUUGAUGUCAAGGGCUGUCACUCUCACCCCACCUCUGAAAUUCAGCUCUCAUUUCCAUGUUUGAACCAAGGCUGUAAUGAGGUCAGGAGCAGAGGAAGUAGAACCCAAACUGGGCAUCACUGAGCAAUUAUUGCUGAGCAAGUGCUACUUGAUAGCACUGUUGAUGACACCUUUGAUCUCUUUUCUCAUGAUGGAGAGUAGACUGAUGAGGCUGUAAGUUGAUCGAGUGGGAUUUGUCCUGCUUUUUUAUGCACAGGACACACAUAGGCUGUUUUCCACAUUGCUAUGUAGAUACCAAUGCUGUAACUGUACUGGAAGAGCUUGGCUAAGGAAGUGGCAAGUUGUGGAGCACAAGUCUUCUGUACCAUUGCUGGAGUGCUGUCAGGGCCAUGGCCUUUGCAGUAUCCAGUGCCUCCAAAUGUUUCUUGAUAUCACAUGAAGCAUUCAUAGCAAUCUUCAGCCAGAAAUGCCAAGUGGAUGAUCUAACUUAGCUUCCUGCAGUGCUUCCCAGCAUCACAGAUAUUAGUCCAGCCAAUUUGAUUUACGUGAAGUGAUGUCCUGGGCUGUUUCUUCAUUGAGGAUUUGGAUAUUUGUGGCAUCUUCUCCUCCGUGACUGGACGUGGUAGGACUACAGAACCUAGAUCUGAUCAGUUGGUUGUGGGAUCACUUAGCUCUGUCUAUCACUUGCUGCUUAUGCUAUUUGGGAUGCAAGUAGUCCUGUUUGAUAGCUUUACUGGGUUGACACCUCAUUUCUGAGUAUGCCUGGUGCUGUUCACUUCAUGCCCUCUUGCACUCUUCAUUGAGCCAGGGUUAAUCACCUGGCUUGAUGGUAACAGUUGAGUGGAGGAUAUGCUGGACCGUGAGGUUACAGAUUGUGCUGGAGUAUAAUUCUGCUGCUGUUAUUGGCCCACAGCACCUCAUGGAUGUCCAGUCUUGAGUUGCUAAAGCUGUCUUACUUAACACGGUGAUAAUGCUUCACAACACAAUGAAGGAUAUUCUCAAUGUGGAGAUGAGACUUUGUCUCCACAAGGACUGUGCAGUGGUCACUCUUAUUGAUAGUAUCAUGGAUAGAUGCAGCUACAGCAGGCAGAUUGGUGAGGAUGAGUUCAUGUAUAUUUUUCUGUCUUGUCAAUUCCCUCACCAUCUGUUGCAGACUCAGUCCUUUAGGACCCAACUAGCUUGAUCAAUUAGUGAUGCGGCCAAACAUCCUGGUGGUGUACAUUCCGUGGCCUUGCCACCCUCAGUGCGUCCUUCAAGUGUUUUUCAAUAUGAAGGAAUACUGAUUCCUCAGCGAAAGGUUUCUCUGUCCAUGUUUAACUGUUGUCAUCAGACUUCAUGGGGCCCAGAGUCAAUGUUGAAAACUGCCAGAGCAACUCCUUUCUGGCUAUAUACCACUGUGCUGUCACCUCUGCUGGGUCUGUCUUGCCAGUGAGACAGGGAUGGUGAUUAACUUGUCUCUAAGUUAUGAUUCCGUGAAUAUGACUAUGUCAGACUGUUCCUUGACUAGUCUGUGAGACAGCUCUCCCAGUUAUGGCAUUAGCUCCUAGAUGUUAGUAAGGAGUACUUUCUAGGGUCAAUAGGGCUGUUUCUGCCCGAACAUUGAUGCAGGGUGGCCCAGUUCAAUUUCUUUGUUGAAAUGUUAUCAUGAUUGAUACAACUGUGUGACUUGCUAGGCUAUUUCAGAGGAAAAUUGAGAGAAAACCACAUGUAGACCAGUCCAGGUGAGGAUGGCAGAUUUCCUUCACUGCAAGGGAUCAGUAAACCAGAUUUAUUUUUCUGUCACUCAGAAGUCGUUUCACGAUUAACCUCGGACCCUUAAUUCCAGGUAUUAACUGAAUUCAAAUUCCAACAUUCGCAUGCAGGUCCCCAUCAUAUCAGAGAUAGUAGGAACUGCUGAUGCUGGAAAUUCUGAAAUAACAAGGUGUAGAGCUAGAUGAACACAGCAGGCCAGGCAGCAUCAGAGGAGCAGGAAAGCUGACACUUCUUCAGAAAUCUGAAGAAGGGUCCACACAUGAAACAUCAGUUUUCUUGCUCCUGUGAUGCUGCCUAGCCUGCUGUGUUCAUGCAGCCCUACACCUUGUUAUCCUCAUGAUAUCAACUGUGUUUUUGGAUUAAUAGUCUAGUGAUACUACCACUAUGAUACUGCUUCACUUGACUGUUAUGUAUUUGACAGUGUCUCUGAUUGGUGUCUGUUUUACGGUACGUAUGGUAUCUGUUUUACAAGUCUCUGUUUCUGUUAAUGACCCCUUAAAUCACUUCAAGAGUGGACUGGUGGGUGGUGAUUGGCUGGGUUAGAUUUCUCCUGCUUUUUGUGUACAGGACAUACCUGCAUAAUUUUCUACAUCGUUCAGUCGAUGCCAGUGUUGCUUCUGGACUGCAACAGCUUGGCUAUGGGUGCAGUGAGUUCCGGAGCACAAGUCUUCAGUACUCUUGCCAGAAUGUUAUCAGGCCCAUAUCCAGUGCCUUUAAUCUUUUACAGUGUCUUUGACUGGUACCUGUUUGACAGUGUCACUGACUCUUACUAGUAUUGUUUUACAGUGUCUCUCACAGGUAUAUGUUUUACAGUGUCUCUGUAUCUGACAGGUAUGUAGUUUACAGCAACUCUGACUGCUAUGUAUUUUACAGUGUUUCUGACUGGUAGGUAUUUUACAGUGUCUCUGACCAGGUGUGUGUCUUACUGUGCCUUUGACUGGUAUCUGUUUCCCAAUGCAUCUUUUGCUAACUGGUUCCCUUGUGUUGCUGGAUGCUCUUUUAACCUGUAAGUCUGUAGUGGCACCUCCCCAUUUUCCAAAGUUGGAGAUGUUCUUUAAAGGUUGUCUAAAGAGCAUAAUCCAUUUUUCCUCUGCCAACUGUCACAGUAUGGGCUUGGCGCCAGCAGAAUUAUUAAUGUUUGUUCAAAGCCAGGCCUUCACUGUUUGGUGUCCAAGCCUGCCUCUCUAUGGUGGUCAAUUGGAGGAGAGAUGUGCUGAUUCAUCUGAGACAUGGCGAAGGUCAGAACUUCGAUGGAUACCUUAACUGCCCACAUGCUUACUCUAUGCCUUCGGCAGCUCUGCCACAUUCUCUCUGUUUGUCUCUGCAAUUCCAGGAAUCUGAAUGUGACCUUCAUGACCCUAAGGUAAUUGUCGCAGCAUUGUCAGUGAUCUCAGCUGUCACAGACUUGUCAUCUCUGUUUGUUCAUCAGUGAACUACUGACCAGGUAGUCAUCCAGAGCCGGUAAGUGUCCAACCAUGUGUGUGUCUGCAUGGCUUCCAAGGAAUGAAGUGGCACAUGCCCUCUAAUAAUGGAAUACAUAUGGAUCUUUUACCAUGUCAACUGCCAUUGUUCAUGGAGAGGAAGCCUCAAUAUGAUUAAACUCUAGUCUUAGAUCAUAAUAAAUGACCAAACCUUAGUGCAGUUUUCUCCCAAGUUAAUUGCAACAUUCUGAGAUGGAGUAAUCAGCUUGUUGUCCAGGCAAGGGAUUGCAGGGUCGCCCGACUCAGAGCGCACACUGGCCUGUUGUAAGACUUUUUCUUCUGCAAGCAUUAAGUGGACAGUUGGGUUAAACUGUAUGAAAUGCUGCUGUAAUGCCCUCAGUGUGGACCUUGGUCCACUUCCAAUGAUGGAUGGGCAAGGUCUCACAUCUGCACCCCUGUGUCUGUGUUCACAUGUGUGGUACAUUAAACUUAGAGGAGAAUGAUUAUGAAUGAUCAACUAGGGAUACACUGAGUUAACUCACAGAGUGACCCCACUGUCCACACUCACUUUCAGCCACUGUUUGCAUUAAUUUCAUUCAAGCUCCCCAGUUUGAUUCAGGAAAAGUGAUUCAUCCUUUUGAGAUGCUGGAUUCAAUUUUGCUGCUGGAUCCCUUGGCUUCUUGGCCAUUUCACAUGUUAGAAGGAGCACCUCCCUCAGACUCCUUGGACAAUUGAAACAGGCUUUUAUAUGGAGGACAUGGCUGGCUGCUUUAUCACAUGGUGCCAGCAGGAGCUGUGCAUGAUGGACAAGGGGCUGACUGCACUUGACAUUGAUCAUGAGGGUUCCCUAUAUCACUUGCGUUAAUUGAUCAACUGAUGCAAGAUGGCAUUUGACCAUCCACAGUAGAACUCUGCUACCUUCCAAAUAAGACGUGGAAACCAUAAUGCAUUGAUUCAAUUCCAUCCCAUGUUUCUGUUUAUAUUGAAAACACCCAAUCAAUUCAAACAUUUCUCAGCCUGUGGCCACAAUUUUUACUGAAAAGAAAAACAGCCAUUUUACCACACUCAGAUUUUUACCAGAGACUGAGCAAUUGCUCACUGCCAUAUGGGAAGACUGGCAGAUACAUUGAGAAGGCAGCUAUCAAGCAGUGUGUGGGAUUGGGAGAGUUGAGGGCUUCAUGCCCAGGCAUUUCCAUGCACUACAGAGGGACCCUCAGCAGUAAUACUGACCUUGCAUUCAGAUGUGAGGAUUCAGCAUUCUGAGUGGCAUAUCCUGCCUACAUUAUGUCACAUUAAAAAUAUUUCAUAAGGAUCCUGAAUGGGCACCCCAACAUUUACCCACCCAAGCUUUGAAGAUGCAUCUAGUCCCAGGAGCUGGGUACGAGAAAUGAAUGCCAGCAUGUGGGUCAUUCCCAGCUGUAUGUCGAUAUAUUAACUGUGAGGUCUACUAUUCCAUUUGAACCAUGUCAUAGAGAGUCAUGCAACAUGGAAACAGACCCUUUGGUCCAACUAAUCCAUGCUGAUCAUAAUCCCAAAGUAAAUUAGUCUUAUCUGCGUGCGCUUGGCCCAUCUUCCUCCAAACAUUUGUUAUUCAUGUGCUUAUCUAAAUGUCUUUUAAAUGUUGUAACUACCCACAUCCACCACUUCCUCUGGAAAAUCAUUUCACACACAAACGACUUCUGUGUGUAAAAUCAAAAAGCCCCUCAUAUCUUUUUUAAAUCUUUCUGUUCUUGAGAUUCCCCAUCCUUGGGAAAAGACACCUGCCAUUCAUUUUAUCUAUACCCCUCAUCUUUAAAGUCACCCUUCAACCUCCUACACUCCAGUGAGAACAGUCCCAACCUAUCCAGCCUCUCCUUAUAACUCAAACCUUCCAUUCCUGGCAAUAUCCUGGUGAACACUCUCCAGCUUAAUAACAUAUUUUCUAUAACAGGGCAACCAGAACUUGACGUAGUACUCCAGAACAGUUCUCUCCAAUCUCCUGUACAACCUCAACAUAAUUUCCCAACUCCUAUUCUCAAAGGUCUGAAGAGUGAAGGCAAGUAAGAUAAACAUUUUCUUAACCAUCUUAAGCAUAUGUGUUACAAACUUCAAAGAAUUAUGGACCUGAAACCGUGAGUCUCCCUUUCUACAACAAUGCCCAAAGCCCUACUUUUAAUUGUUUAAGUCUUGCCUUUGUUUAUUUUACUGCCCUAGGCCUAUUUUUAACUGCAUCUUAGGUUUGUUUCAUACAUCCUGAUAGGUUGUGUGACCCUUUGAGCUUUUACUUAUAAAUUCUGUGUUCUGUGUGCUUCUUUCUCGCUUCACCUGAUGAAGGGGCUAUACCCUGAAAGCUUAUGUUUUCAAAUAAACU